Messenger RNA from Megachile rotundata (alfalfa leafcutting bee), 1472 nucleotides. RefSeq names its product mitochondrial import receptor subunit TOM40 homolog 1. Gene Ontology annotation, molecular function: transmembrane protein transporter activity. The record is from RefSeq and is a predicted model, not a curated record. Gene Ontology annotation, cellular component: mitochondrial outer membrane. Gene Ontology annotation, biological process: protein import into mitochondrial matrix. Lineage: Eukaryota; Metazoa; Arthropoda; Insecta; Hymenoptera; Megachilidae.
CUAGCGAUCUAAUAUAACAACUGGCGAUUUGUGACGCUGUCUAUAUAUCCAGUGAUUUUUUAUUUAGUAUUCUCCCAUGCAUUAAAGUAUACUAUGAACGUUAUUUAUAGUAUUUUAUUGGCAGUCUUAUGUUGGUAGUGAAAGGUCUUUUCAAUUCAGAAAAGAAAUAUAACUACAAAUCUGCAUUUGCUAGUAUGAUGCCAAUUUACGCGGCCAUAUUCAAAGAUCACAGGAUAUAUAGGCUUGGCGUUGCAUCGUUCGGACAUGCGUAGCGUGAACAAAAACUCAAUUCAGUGGUACAUUUCUCUCGUAAAAUAUAAUCGAUAUAUCGAAAACUGCAAGUAUCGAAUGAAAUGGCGUACAAGUUUAAAAUCGCAGACUUGUCAAAUAAAAUACGCGUGUUAAAACUAAUUUUAUUCGUACGUGUAUACAAGCCACGAAAUUAACGUGUAUUUAUGGAAAGUUAAUAUAUAUCAAAAUGGGCACAGCACACGCGUCAGCGACUAAAGCAGACGAACCGAACAUAAUAAACCACGAUGAGGACUGUGUACCGUGUGUUGAUCCACAAGACAAGGGACCAGGGAACCCCGGGAGUUUCGAAGAUAUUCAUAAAAAAGUUAAGGACGUUUAUCCACAAAAUUUUGAAGGAGCGCGCCUCAACAUCAAGAAAGUACUCAGCGAACACUUCAACGUGACGCAUUCUAUUACCCUCAGCUCAGUUACCCCUUCCGGUUACAAACUUGGUGUACAAUACAUUGGUACAAAAAUGGUGGGUUUAACCGAAAAAUACCCCAUUGCCAUUGGAGAAAUUUCACCGAACGGAAAUUUAACCGCCUCAUUCGUUCAUACGUUAGGAUGUAGAUUUAGGUACAAACUGUCAGCACAAAUUGCUGAUGGAAAAUACAAAGCUUCGAGCUCCAGUCUGGAAUAUCGAGGAAACGAUUACACGGUUGCAGUUAUUCUGGCCAAUCCAAAAUUAGCAAAAAAACACGGAACAGUGGUAAUGCACUUUUUACAAGCGAUCACAUCGAGAAUUACAUUAGGAGCUGAAAUUGCAUGCCUUCGUGGCAUGAAAGUUCCAGGCGGUCAACAAACAGUCAUGUGUAUGGCUUUUAGAUACAGUACAGGAUUCGCUACGUUAUCCGGUACCAUAGGUGAAGCAGGACUACAUCUUUGCUAUCAUCGUAAAGCCAGUUCGCAAUUGGAACUCGGUGUUGAAAUAGAGACGAACGUCAGAACUCAUCAGUCGAUCGGUACUAUAGUCUAUCAAGUAAACGUCCCGUACGCGGACCUUAUUUUCCGUGGCAUCGUGAAUUCAGAAACCACGGUCGGAGGCGUAUUCGAGAAGAAAUUAUAUCCUAUUCCAGAAUCUUCUCUGCUUAUUAGCGGACUUUUAAAUCAUAAGAAGCAACAAUUUCGCGUAGGCGUUGGUCUCAACAUCGGGUAAUGAUUAUGAACAAUGACAGAUUUGA